Trichomonas vaginalis G3 is the source of this 999-nucleotide messenger RNA. Its product is annotated as ribonuclease inhibitor domain-containing protein. NCBI's taxonomy places the organism in Eukaryota, Parabasalia, Trichomonadida, Trichomonadidae. The record is from RefSeq and is a predicted model, not a curated record. Bases 1 to 999 code for a protein of 332 amino acids. The transcript has a single exon.
AUGGGGUAUGGAAGUUUUGCAAAUUGCACAGAGCUAAAAGAAAUAAAUCUUCCUGAUAUUUUCUCAAUAAGUGAUUAUGCAUUUUAUAAAUGCCGAAAACUAGAGAAAAUAUCAGUUCCAAAUGUUCAAGUCAUUGGUGAAUAUGCAUUUUGGCAUUGUGAUAAGUUGACAAAUAUUGAAUUUCCGAGAGAACUAUAUCAUAUUGAUCAAUAUUGUUUCGCGUAUUGUAAAUCACUUAAGUCAAUCAAUGUUGGAAAGCAAUUGACAAAAAUUCCUGGUUUUGCAUUCAUAUCGAGUAAGUUAGAAACAUUCGAAAUAACAAAUAAAAUAAUGUUCGUCAAUGGAUCUUCGUUCGCAUUCUGCAGGAAUCUAAAACUGAUAGUUCCUGAUGAUCAUCCAAUAUUCGGUGUAACAUCACAUGAACUAUAUAUCAAGAGUUCUAUGACAGUUGUUUGUGUUUUUGGUCUUCAAGAAGAAAUAUAUGAAGUUAGUGAUGGUAUGAAGAGUUUUGAUGAACUUAGUCUCCAACUUUCUGAAUAUGACUAUAUUACUAAAGAAAGGGAUUUUUUUGAUGCAACUGAAACUGAUGAAGUUAUAAUGGUGCUAAAUUCUGAAAGAAUUCCAAUUGUUAAAUUACCUCAAUCUGUGAUUUCUCUUGAUGAUUCUUCUUAUAGAUAUUAUUUUUAUCUUCCAUAUUCAAUUAAUAAAACAGGUUAUAAAAUGAUUAAUCCAGGUUCUAUUUAUGGUUACAGUGAAUUUCGUUCACCUAGAUCAAAAUAUCCAUUAUACAAAGUUUUUACAACAAAUAUAACUCCAGCAUCAUUCGAACUUAAUGUUCAGACAGCAGUUAAAAAUAAUGACAGAUUGAUUUUCAAGAGAGAUAGAAUCAAUCGAUAUAGUAUUAUUGAUAGAAAAAACUAUAUUGAAUGCGAAUUUGUAGAAAUCGAUGAAAAUGGAAAGGAAACUCUAAUUAAUAGUACAAAGAUAUUGACCGAAUAA